Paramecium tetraurelia is the source of this 954-nucleotide messenger RNA. RefSeq lists its product as uncharacterized. Lineage: Eukaryota; Ciliophora; Oligohymenophorea; Peniculida; Parameciidae. The transcript is spliced from 3 exons. The record is from RefSeq and is a predicted model, not a curated record.
AUGGCAAAAGAAUUUUAAGUUUUGAAGUUAAAUUCUCCAAUCAAUCAAAAGAAAAAAAGCACAUAAUUAUGCUUUAAUUCACUUGGAUUCUUGCAUUCUAUUUAAUUUGUAAAUCAAAUGGAAAAAAGUGAUGAAUUAAAAUAAUCACAUUAAGAUUUGAUGAAAAAAUAUUAUUAAUCAAAGACAUAUGAACAAAAAUAGGCAGCUCUAUCCACUAUUUAAUCACAAAAAACUUUGACUUAAAAAUUUGAGAAUAUUAAUGAUAAGUUGAACCUAAAACUAAAUAGUAAUAAACAAAGAGAAAAAGAAAAUUAAUUUUUUCGAUAACCUAAAAUUUCAGAAAUUGAUCAAUCUAUUAAUUAAAUACCUAAAGAAAAGCCCUUCUUCAAUAAGCAAAUUGAUAUUAUCAGGCUCCACAACCUAAAAGAAUACGAUAAAAAGUCAAACACUCAAUCUAAGGUUGUAUCAUCAAAUACUGCUCUGAUGGAUAAACGGACUCUAGAUCCCAAUAUAAUGCCCCUUUCAAGCUUGGUUAGAAAAUCAUUAAAAUAAAAAAAUUAACCGUAACUUUUAUAAUUAAGCUCAAAUACUUUAUUCCUUAAGGAUGAGAUUUCAGGUAAAGUCUGCUUUAAGUAAAAAUCUCAAAGCUAGUAAGAAGUGUAAAGACAUGUACAGGAUGAUUUAGAAGAUACAUUAGUAUAAAAGGACGAAAUUGAAAAAGAAAUCAACAAUUGUUCACCAUAAUUUUCUGUGAAAAAAUGCUUCUUUUCUUUAAUGCAAGGGUGUGUAGUGUUAGAAUAAUAGAAUAGUAAAACAAGAUCUUUAAGCAAUGAAAAAGGAGUGGAUAUAAAAGGGUCCAAAGUGUCAAAAAGCAAUAGAGCACAUACUUAAGGAAAACAGGAGUAAAAAUAAAUGAAUCGAUUGUACGAAUAUAUUUUAGAAGGUAAUUGUUGA